This is a messenger RNA of Aphanomyces astaci, 545 nucleotides long. RefSeq lists its product as hypothetical. NCBI's taxonomy places the organism in Eukaryota, Oomycota, Saprolegniomycetes, Saprolegniales, Verrucalvaceae. The transcript has a single exon. Gene Ontology annotation, biological process: mitochondrial translation. Gene Ontology annotation, cellular component: mitochondrial large ribosomal subunit; mitochondrial ribosome. The record is from RefSeq and is a predicted model, not a curated record. Gene Ontology annotation, molecular function: structural constituent of ribosome. The coding region runs from base 30 to 512 and encodes 160 amino acids.
CCACACUUGGUUUUCACGCAAUUCCACCCAUGCUGCGCCGCGUCCUCCAAGUCCAGACGAGCGCGUUCACCGCCCGCUCUAUCUCGUCCUCGGCGACGCUCUUCGCGAAACCCUCGGCGUCGGGAGCUGCGACCGCGACGAAGGCGGCCCUAACCGGCACCAUCGACCAAUUUUUCCCCACCAGCGGCGUUGUCGAUGGCAAAAAGGUCAAGCGCGGCCCUCCCGUUGUGGGUGGCGACUGGAAGGCGUGGAUGUUGCGCAACAAGUCCACGGACGAUCUACACAAACUCUGGUACGUCCUGCUCAAGGAACGCAACGCGCUCUUGACCGAACAAGCCGAAUGCCACACGAAGAACAUGGUGUUCCCGAACCCGUUCCGAAAGUCCAAGGUGCGCAAGUCCAUGGCGCGCAUCAAACUCGUGCUACAUGAACGAAGCAACAUCUACCAGCACAACCUCGCCGCAUCGGCGCCGCCAUCCACCGAGGACGAUGAAGACGAAGUCAAAGCAUAAUCACGACAAUACAACCGAUAUCGCCGUUCCAUA